AUGAUUCAUUCCACUCGCCCACCCCGCCCUGAACCAUGCAGAUUUUCCGCAAAACAUUGUCGAACACAAAGUCAACCACAAACGGCACAAGAGAAACAAAUUUUUCGCAACCCAUCAUUCGAAACCCCAGUUCAUUGUGCACGUUAUUGCCCGACCAGACCCGGACGUGGGUCAUUCGAACAACCGGAUUCGGCUGACAUGGCACGCAUUUGGCAAAUGAGUGCACAAGAUCAGACCAACGCGACCCUAAUAGACAAAUCUGUGGAUAUCCAACUAGGUCGAGACAAUCAUCAACGUCUGAACGAAUUUGUGACACGGCAGAGAAAUCUUGUCAGUGAUCGGAAAACCAGACAUCGGUAUCGAAAAAGUUUGGGACAGCAACAUGUCAAAGAAUGGCUUGGUGUCCCUAUCACCUUGCGAUGA
Echinostoma caproni is the source of this 423-nucleotide messenger RNA. Lineage: Eukaryota; Metazoa; Platyhelminthes; Trematoda; Plagiorchiida; Echinostomatidae. The record is from the annotation of a GenBank genome assembly.